This is a messenger RNA of Passer domesticus (house sparrow), 1027 nucleotides long. It is a transcript of the gene VIP, whose product is annotated as vasoactive intestinal peptide. Gene Ontology annotation, cellular component: extracellular region; neuron projection. NCBI's taxonomy places the organism in Eukaryota, Metazoa, Chordata, Aves, Passeriformes, Passeridae. The record is from RefSeq and is a predicted model, not a curated record. Gene Ontology annotation, molecular function: peptide hormone receptor binding; neuropeptide hormone activity. Gene Ontology annotation, biological process: learning or memory; phospholipase C-activating G protein-coupled receptor signaling pathway; positive regulation of penile erection. The transcript has 6 exons. Bases 255 to 746 code for a protein of 163 amino acids.
CGUCUCUCCAGUAACGUGAUUGCUUCUUCGGAAGCAGAAACGUGUAAACGCUAUAAAACGCGGUGGCGCGGCGGGCAGCUCAGAGCGUGCGGCGAGACGGAGCCCUCCUCUUCAUCCUCCUCCUCCUCCUCACCCUCUGCCGCCGCCGCCGCCCCGGCAGCCGCGCAGCGGAGCAGGGCUCACUCCCCCAGCACCGCUCCGCUCCGCGCCCGCCCGGCCAGACCCUCCGACGGACUCGCGGCCCCGUGGCGGCCAUGGAGCACCGCGGCGCCUCCCCGCUCCUGCUCGCCCUCGCCCUCCUCAGCGCCCUCUGCUGGCGGGCGCGGGCGCUGCCCCCGCGCGGCGCCGCCUUCCCUCCCGUCCCGCGAUUGGGAAACAGAAUGCCUUUUGAUGGAGCCAGUGAACCUGACCAUGCCCGUGGGUCACUAAAGUCAGAAUCAGAUCUUUUGCAGAACACACUACCUGAAAAUGAGAAAUUCUAUUUCGAUCUGUCCAGAAUUAUUGAUAGCUCCCAGGACAGUCCUGUCAAACGCCAUUCUGAUGCUGUCUUCACCGACAACUACAGCCGCUUUCGAAAGCAGAUGGCUGUGAAGAAAUACUUAAACUCAGUUUUAACUGGAAAAAGAAGCCAGGAAGAGCUAAAUCCUGCUAAACUUCGAGAUGAGGCAGAACUUCUUGAACCAUCCUUUUCAGAAAACUACGAUUCUGUAGAUGAGCUGCUGAGCCACCUCCCAUUGGACCUCUGAAGGACACCUGGUAAAGUCUAUGACAAGAACAAGCUAUUUUUGAGUUCCACAUAGUAUUUCAAAGAGAUGACUUUAGUCAUCAAACCAGAACAAAUAUGUUGUGAAGUGAAAGUUGUGAUAUAUUUGUUUCUUACGUAAUAAAAGUUGAUAUUUACAUUGUAAAUAUUACUCUAGCAUUCUCUACUGAAAGCUGUACAUAUGGAUGCCAGUUUAACUCAUGAGAAGUGUGUGAGUCCAUAUGCUGUAAAUCCUUUACUUCAAUAAAUUCAUUUGAAAAUGAC